UGCACAUGCAAUAGUGAUUACUAUCACUAAACACCCUUUAAGCCCUCCUUUCCAUACAUAGAUAGAACCCACACCCCCACCAACCCCCACCCCUACCCCUACCCCUCGAAAUUUUACAAUCUUUUUCCGUCUUUUAAAGUCCUUCCCUUUUUCUUUAAGCUCACAUUAAUUUCUUCAACUUUUGAUCAAGAUUUCCAAUGGCCAAGAUCAACGCUCUCCGCCGCCUGUUUCUGCCGUGCUUCACGCCCGCCACCGCCAACCACUCGCUGCCGAUCACCGCCGCCGCCACCAAGAAGCGGCUGAGCACUUCUCUCCGGGAUGAUCUCGACGACCCGAAGGCGAGAGAGAGAGGGAGCAAUAAUAAUAAUAAUAAUGUAGGGGAAGAGUACUCGGACCCGGAUAGCCCGACGUGCACCGCCGCCUCCGUGAGCUCCCACUCGGCGGCGCAGCCGCGCUCUUCCAAGACGAUGGUGGUGGGGACCAUCUUCGGGCACCGCCGCGGCGGUCACGUCUGGUUCUGCGUCCAGCACGACCGCCUCAACGCCAAGCCCUACCUCCUCCUCGAGCUCUCCAUCACCGCCACCACGCUGACGCAGGAAAUGGGCGGCGGGCUGGUCCGCAUCGCGCUGGAGGUCAAGGACGACGGCGCGUCGGAAUCGGAGCUCAGCCACUGCCCGCUCCACGCCAUCCCGCUCUGGACCCUGUUCUGCAACGGCCGCAAACUCGGGUUCGCCGUUCGGAGAAAGCCCACGCAGCAGACCCGCCUCAUGCUCAAGACAAUGCAGUCGAUAUCAGUCGGGGCCGGCGUGAUUCCGUCCGGGUUCGGGGCCGGCGUGAUUCCGUCCGGGUUCGGGGCCGGCGACGACCCGGAGGAGCUCAUGUACAUGCGCGCCAAUUACGAGUGCAUAAUCGGCGGCGCGGAUUCGGAGUCGUUUCAUUUGAUCAACCCGGAUGAAGGCCCGGGUCAAGAAUUCAGCAUCUACUUGCUCCGGUCUAGGUAAAUAUGGGAAUCUUGAAAGAAAGAAAGAAAGAAAGAAAACAUGGGUUUUCUUGUUCUGCAACUUUCAUCAAUGGAAGGGGGGGUUUCUUUCUUGCUUUCCAGCCAUUUCUAAUGCUUUUCCAAUCUUUUGGGGCAAUGGGUUUUUGGAAAGGAGAAAGCUUUGGGAAAGAAAAGCUCUGAUCCUGAUUUAAUUAUUAGGUUUAUUCUUCAACUUCUUUUUACCCCCCAACCAAAAAAAAAUUAAAAAAAAAAUCAUUUUCGUGGAUUUUACUGAUGCAAAGCCAAUUCUUUCCUUGUACGGAUUUUUUUUUUUUUUUCUUUCUUUCUUUUUGGGGAAUCCACAUUAAUAGGAUUCUCCACUAGAAUGGUUACUUACAAUGCAUGUAGACAUAUUUUUGUGUAACAUCAAACACUUGUUUACAAUUUCAGAGAAUCAUUUGAGGUGUUUAAUGAUAUAUGCUCCCAUGAAA
Molecule: messenger RNA, 1470 nt
Organism: Ipomoea nil (Japanese morning glory)
Lineage: Eukaryota; Viridiplantae; Streptophyta; Magnoliopsida; Solanales; Convolvulaceae
Product: protein MIZU-KUSSEI 1
Exons: 1
Coding region: 198-1001 (267 amino acids)
Biological process (GO): hydrotropism
Source: RefSeq, a predicted model, not a curated record